Messenger RNA from Durusdinium trenchii, 1195 nucleotides. The record is from the annotation of a GenBank genome assembly. NCBI's taxonomy places the organism in Eukaryota, Dinophyceae, Suessiales, Symbiodiniaceae.
AAGAUUUAUGGCCCAUGGCCCAUGGACAGUUCUUGGAGCUUGGUUUCCGUGGCAGUUUUUGGAGCUGUGCCCAUGCUUCGCGUUCGAAGUCGGUCGAAGAUUCUUCCGAACGGAGGUGUCAGACUGCCCAUGGCGUGUUUUUUGUUGUAGGCUCAAGUCAUUGGAAACUCUCAAUGCCGGCCUUUGUGUACAUCGAUCAACGCAGCUGAAGCACAGGCAGACCUGUGGUUGCUGGGUUGAAACGGGCUCAUGACAGUCAUGGCCUUGCUCAGAAUUUGCCAAGUCGCAGGCCUUGCCAGACUUUGUGCAGCAAGUUUGUGCCAGGCCGACUCAAGAUGUUCAGAGUCAGAGGAGCUUCUUGCAGUGGAGGAUGAGGCGAUAGCUACUUCAACCCUUCUUUUGCAAGCCAAUCUUCAUCAGUCACGGGUGUCAACGGCCAUGAGCCUCCUAGAGGCUCGGCUUCCGCCUGGCAUGCACAGUUUGCUGAGUCGUCUGAAAGAAGCAGAAGAGGGCUCACAGUCUGACAGUGUGGUUGCCAACCUGACAGAGAUCCCUGAGGGAGUCCAUGAACUCAGGCCUGUCCUGCAGAUGGUAAACACUGGAAAGGACGAGUCGGAUCCAGUGUGGGCGAGUGUGCAUGAGCUGAUUGGCAGGUAUUUGAAGAAUACCAACGCUGAGAACGAGCAGCUCUACCAGAUUUGCCAGAGUGGGGACAUGGAGCAGUACACCAAGAAAGCGUGUGCGAAGGCUGAUCGCCAAAAGCUGCUGAAUGGUGUUCCAACUGACCGCUACUAUUGUGGCACCCACAACUCUGGGAUCAAUUGGGGCACCAUGAAGGUGGAGAACCUCUGCAAAGCCGAAGUUGGAUCCGCCUAUACGCUGAAAGGGCUUUGCGGUAGCCUCAGCAAGAAGCAGCUUGUGUUGAACUUCUUGUCCGGGGUGCACAAGUGGAAGGAGGAUCCCAGAUAUAUGAACAUUCCGUCGGUGGCCUGCAUUAUGGGCCUGGCAGACUGCGACAUUCACUUUUGCCAGCACUGCUCCUGGGUGGGCUGUGCCAACAAUGAGACCGCUCGCUGAGGGGGCGGACUGACCGAGGUUUCACUUCAGCUGAGACGAUCAGCUGACACAUGAAAACACAAAGGAAAACCAUUGAACCGGCGUCUGCACAUCAUCCAAGCUUGCCGGAAAUCUGCAU